GUGUUUUUAAAAAAGUUGCGAAAUAUUUUCAGCCUUUGGUAUUUGGAAAUACCCAGUGACGGUUUGGUAAUUGUUGGAUAAAAAAAAAGUACUGCAAACUUCAAAUAUACCCAUGCAGCAGUGGUUGUCACUAUCACUUUAAUUAAAGAGUGAAUUGGAUACGCCUUUACUGCUGCAUAACUUUACAAAGAGUAGUUGACAACUGCAACGGUUUUGACACAAUAACAUUAAAAGAGUUGCUGAAGACAAGCAGAAGACGCAGCGCCCAAUUGCAGCUUCCGGCAUCAGCGGUUGCACUUGCAGUGAACAAAUCAUCAAAAAGAGCGAUUUCUAUGAUUAACCUAACCAUCAACUGCGCAAAGUAACACUAACGAAGUUGUAUUUGGAAUACGAAAAAGAAAAAAAGAAAAAAAUAAACGAUUGUGAGAGAAAAUAACUUUUGCUUGCCAAAUUGGAAAACACCGUCAAUGUGAAUUGCUACUACGUUUCUAUUAUUUUCUUGAUUCUACACGUCAAUGCCGCAGAGCUUCAAUUAGUCUAAGUUCAAGCAGCGAGUUAAAGCUGGAAUAUGGACUCAGAGUGAAUGUACCCACCCACUUACCAUAUAAACAAAGUCGACAGCUGUCGCUUUCUUUUGGCCACAUUUUAGAGCGCAUGGACAAAAAUCAAGUACGAAAUUUUGCGCAUACGAGGAAUACUUCUAUGGAUGAACAUGGAUUAUACUAAACGUUUUUUAUGGCUUUCCGGCAUUUUAUUGGGUCCAAUUCUACUUGCAGCCUUGACGUUACAAGAUGCCGCCAGUCCAGUAUUUCAAAAUCACAAAACGAAAGAGUGGACGAAUUUAGAUAACAUAACAUUCUCUUUUGAUUGUACGCAUCGGCCGGUUGGCUUCUACGCUGACAUGGAGUACAAUUGUCAGAUUUUCCACAUGUGCGAUGAGGAGGGCAAUCGCAUACCGCAUUUAUGCGCCAACGAAACUUCUUUCAAUCAGGAGUAUCGCAUCUGUGAUUGGGACUACAAUUUCAAUUGUACAGAGUCACCGAAAUGGUUUUAUCUGAACGAGCUGACGUAUGCCACGGAACCACCCGAUGAAGAUGAAGACUAUUGAAUAGCACCACCAACCAACCUAUCCACUCCCAAUCAUUCUAAUCGUCUGCUUCUUCCAAUCACUCUGAGUGACCUUACUGACAAGUAAAUAAAUAGUUAAGCGAAUUUGUAUUUAUAUUAUUGUAAUUAAAUCUAAUUUGUUACGGUAAAACUACUUAUUCUAAACUAAGCGUACAUAUUUAUGUACGAAUUAGAUAUAUGUAUAUUUAAUCGAUGAGAUUCCGAAGCAGCCAAUUUCGUUUCGAGUAAUUUUAGUAAAUAUGUGUGUAAUUAAUGGAGUUUUAGCGCUAACGAAUUUUCUUAUUUAAAAUUU
Messenger RNA from Rhagoletis pomonella (apple maggot), 1420 nucleotides. RefSeq lists its product as uncharacterized. Gene Ontology annotation, molecular function: chitin binding. The coding region runs from base 707 to 1108 and encodes 133 amino acids. The transcript has 5 exons. The record is from RefSeq and is a predicted model, not a curated record. Gene Ontology annotation, cellular component: extracellular region. Lineage: Eukaryota; Metazoa; Arthropoda; Insecta; Diptera; Tephritidae.